AUGACAUCUGUUAUUGGUGCGGAUGCUCACUAUUACGGAUCAAGCACUUUUACCUUGCAAGCAACCCUUGCAUGCCCAGAGGUUUUGAAAAGGGGGGCUUCCAAAUCGCAGCCAGCUGAUGUCACGAAAGGCAUGACUGAUAUGAAACAGAACCUACGAGACCUCACUCUUGUUCCAAAGGCUGCUGAAGCCUCCCCUCCCCCAUCGCCAUUUCAUGAUGCUCCUCUCGAGCUACGAGGCUGGCUGAAGGGUCUGGAUGAUUGUCUUCCUGGCGAAGUGUAUGAGAAAGUUCUUGACUCCGAAAGUCAGUCAUGGAUGGAGGAAAACUUUGAGAAUGUAUCUGAAGCAGUUUGUGGUCACUGGGAAUUUCUCAAAGACAAAGUAAUUGUUACAAUUCCUUGUGUCACCCACGAUUCCACACUAGAUACCAUUGCAGCAGCAUUACAUGCUAACUGGCAUGCCACCAUCGGAUUGAGGAUCCUAGCUGGCACUCAUAUCCCUCUCUCUGAAGGCCAUUGGAAAGGGCCAGAUAUUCUCAUAUUUGACCGGGGACUGAAUUGGGAGGACCCGAAAAAUCUUCCAAUCAAUUACAACUGGCCGGUAGUCGUAUUUGAGGUUGCUUACUCCGAGUUGAAACCCAGAGUCAACAAGGAUAUCCUUAGACUCAUGUUCGGCAUGCAUGGCAGAGCACUGAUGGGCAUAGCCAUCAAGUUGAAGUACGAUGAUGAAAGGCUCAUCAGCAUCGAGAUCUUUGUGUAUUAUUUCUCAGGAGAAGGCGACUUCUUUCCUGAAGAAGCGGAGCCAUUUAGUGCCAGUGAAAUCUACGUCAACCAGGACAGGAAAUGUUCCAAAGAAGACCUUGUAAUCCCACCCGAUUUUUUGAAGCAUGUACCUGAUGGAAUGAAAAUGGUUAUAUCUGCCGACAGCCUCUGGUCCGAUCUCAAAAAGGGAUACCAAAUGACCGGAUACUUCAAUUCAGUUUUCGAGCAUUUCAAGAAAGAUGAUAUGCCUGGUGACGAGUUAAAAAUCACCUGCAAACGACAGGGAUUGCAUGAUGGGGAUGUUCACGGGAGUGAUGAAAGUGAAGAGCAGGUGAAGAAGAAGGGAAAGCACCAUUAG
This is a messenger RNA of Desarmillaria tabescens, 1119 nucleotides long. RefSeq lists its product as uncharacterized. Lineage: Eukaryota; Fungi; Basidiomycota; Agaricomycetes; Agaricales; Physalacriaceae. The transcript has 3 exons. Bases 1 to 1119 code for a protein of 372 amino acids. The record is from RefSeq and is a predicted model, not a curated record.